CAAAGCAACAAAGGAAAAAAAGUUGUAGACUAAUCUUAAGAUUAGACAAAUUUUGAUUAGGUCUCAUUCUCUCUCCAACUCCAAGAAGGUGAAAGUGAUAGAGAAAUGGAUGCACCAAGGCCCCAAAAGGCCUCAACUCUUGAGAACCACUUGCUUUGAAUCCUCACCUCUAUCUUUCUGUCUCCUAUACCAAAUAAGCCAAGCAUAUUUAAUACUAGCCAUUUCUCCCAUGUUACUUUGUUCAUCUCAUUCUAGAUAUGCAUGUGUUACUGUCCUCUCUGGGAUCUCAAUAAGGUUGUCUGUGGAGUGUGGAGUCAUGAAGCGUGUAUCCAUAGCUUCUUGCAACUAUUUUAUCUCAUGACUAAUUACUGAUUUCCAUAGCGUUACUACAAUUUCCCCUCUAAAAAUGAAGCUUGGUGGUGAUGGCAGCCAAAAGGGCACCAACCUCUCAAUCUAUGUUACUGUUUUCGUCUCAAUAUUUCUCUUUGGGUGCUUCUUCAUCAAUGAUAAGGUUGAGUGGAUGCCUUAUUUUCCAUUAUCAAGGCCUAACCCUCAAGAAAUCCAAUACCAAAGACCAGCAACAAAUGCCACAGUUAUAGAAAGCAACAAGAAUAGCAUAUCCACUAUGGCAAAGAUAGAUGGAGAGGACAAUGAAGAAAUUGAGUUGCCACCAGAAAAUUGUGAUAUCUUUGUAGGAGAAUGGGUUUUUGAUGAAGUAAGCCACCCUUUGUACAGAGAAAAUGAGUGUGAGUUUCUAUCAGAACAGGUGACUUGUUUGAAGAAUGGAAGACAAGAUUCUUUGUACCAGCAUUGGAGAUGGCAGCCUAGAGACUGUUCUUUGCCCAAGUUUAAAGCAAAACUGUUGCUUGAGAAACUAAGGGGAAAGAGGCUUAUGUUUGUAGGCGACUCCUUGAAUAGGAACCAAUGGGAAUCCAUGGUUUGCCUGGUUCAGUCUAUCAUUCCUCCUACCAAAAAGAGCAUGAGCUACUCUGGUUACCUCUCUGUCUUCAGAAUUGAGGAAUACAAUGCUACGGUGGAAUUUUAUUGGGCACCGUUUCUUGUUGAAUCCAAUUCAGACAGUCCUAGAACGCACAGCAUAUCAGAACGCAUAAUAAUGCCUGAAUCAAUUUCAAAGCAUGGAGUUCAUUGGAAAGGUGUAGACUACCUUAUAUUCAAUACAUAUAUAUGGUGGAUGAAAUCAUCCAAAAUGAAAGUCUUACGAGGAUCAUUUGAUGAGGCAACCAUUGAGUAUGAUGAAAUCCAACGGCAUAUAGCGUAUGAGAGAGUUUUGAGGACAUGGGCAAAGUGGGUGGAGAAAAAUGUGGAUCCUAAGUCUACCUCUGUCUUCUUCCGAAGCAUGUCUCCUACUCAUAUCAAGAGCCUAGACUGGAACAAUCCAAAUGGGAUCAAAUGUGCUAAUGAGACAACUCCAUACUUGAACAUGUCGACCCCAUUGUAUGUGGGCACGGACCACCAGCUCUUCUUGGUUGCAUCAAAUGUGACCCAAUCCAUGAAAGUUCCAGUUUACCUCCUCAACAUAACCAUCCUCUCCGAGUACCGGAAAGAUGCACACACCUCAAUUUACACCACACGCGGAGGCCAGUUACUCACACCGGAGCAGAUGUCUGACCCGGCUAAAUAUGCAGAUUGUAUCCACUGGUGCCUACCAGGGUUGCCUGAUACAUGGAAUGAGUUCCUUUACACACAUAUACUUUCUCACCCAUAAUUAAUGGAUUCAUCAGCUAGUUUUGUAACCAAAUUUUCUCACCAAAAUUAUGAGAAAUGAAAAAGGAAUGGGACCUAAA
Molecule: messenger RNA, 1805 nt
Organism: Quercus robur (English oak)
Lineage: Eukaryota; Viridiplantae; Streptophyta; Magnoliopsida; Fagales; Fagaceae
Product: xylan O-acetyltransferase 1-like
Exons: 5
Coding region: 407-1726 (439 amino acids)
Cellular component (GO): Golgi apparatus
Molecular function (GO): O-acetyltransferase activity
Source: RefSeq, a predicted model, not a curated record